AGCACUAAUCUUUCAGAUGCUGUAUCUCUGCUCUCCAGAAGUCUUCUCAACUCAAUUGCUGUGCUAUUUAUUUCUUCCCUCCUCAAAAGGUUCAGGAAAACUUAUUGGACCUUGAUGUUGGUUCCACUGAUCCUUUUAUUUCCUGUUUGGCAGGUGCACCUUCACCUUGUAAAUUACAAUGCUCUAUUCCUUUUUACAUGGAGAUCUUUCUAAAUGCUUUGGGCCUGGCCUUUUCGCAUGCGUAACCAGAAUCCCCAUCUGUGAUGGCAUCCUUCUGAUCUUUCUUCUUUCUACGAGAAGCAGCCUAGAAAGAAGACUAUUUUGCCACUCUUGUUGUCCUGUUUAGAAUCACGCUAAGAGCAAUGGAAGGCGAUGGUGACUUUGUACAUUGCGGAUCUGCAUUUGUAAAAAUUGAAAGACCUCAACUUGUGGAAAAGAGCAAUACCACAUCAGAAGUGUGGAGAUACUUUGGUUUCCAACCUGGUAGUGACGGUAGACCAGAAAACAUUGAAACUCCAGUCUGCAAAAUCUGUUUCCGUGUCAUUCCAGCAAAGGCCUCAAACACAAGCAACCUUUAUGCACAUUUGAAAUCCCAGCACCCUCACAUUUACAUAGAGGUCAAAAGCAAACCGAACCAGGCACCAACUACCACAGCUUCAUCUGGGGAACCAAGCAAGGAUCAGACAUCCAUGAUGCGGGAAAUCUUUCAGCGAAAGGAUAAAUUUGAUCCAAAACCCCGAGAGCACAGGGAGCUGACUAAGGCUGUGACGUACUUUGUCACCAAGGAUAGGAUGCCUCUGAAUACUGUUUCCAAGCCUGGUUUUCAGCACCUCUUGAGUAAGUUUAACCCGAAAUAUGAGCUGCCAAGCAAGAACUAUUUCUCCAGAGUAGCUAUUCCAUCACUUUAUGCGGAUGUUCGCAAAGUUGUGGAGAGAGAAUUAAAGACUGGGGAUUAUUUUGCUGCAACUGUUGAAACAUGGACAUGCAGAAGCAAUGAAAUGUACCUAACGUGUGGCGUUCAGUAUGUGGAUAGUGACUGGAUCCUCAAAACACACUGCCUGCAGACCCAGUACUUACCGGAUGAACAUACUGGUCAGAGUCUUAAGUGCGCCCUUGAAGAUGUGCUGGAGGAAUGGGGGUUAGACCCUACCAACCUUGUCGCUGUCACUACAGACAAUGGGCCCACUGUUAAACAUGCCUGUGAGUUGUUAGGCUGGAAAAGAAUUAGCUGCUUCAGCCAGAAUUUGCAAAGUUCUAUCCAAAAGGGUCUUGAGGAUUCACGCAUUGAACGAAUUAUUCAACUAUCUCGUCAAAUAUUCUCUCAAUUUUCACGCAGUUGGAAAAGGAAGCGAGAUUUUUCUAUAGCUCAGGGUCAGAAGGGGCUUCCAAGAAAUUCUCUAAAAGCAGAUGUUAACAACCAGUGGGGAACAACUUUGGAUAUGCUUGAAAGAUUUCUUGAGCAGCAGGAUGCUGUCAGAGCUGUAUUAGCCCAUGACCGUAAGAUAUGUCGUCUUGUUCCAACGUGGCAGGACAUUGAUGUUCUUGAGUCCAUUAUAAGUGUUUUACGCCCAUUCCGUGAAAUGACAGAAGCUCUAUCUUCUGAGAAAUUCAUUGCCAUUUCAGCAAUAAAUCCUCUAAUAAAACACAUAUGUAAUGAUCUUGUAAGAGAGGAACAAGAGGAGCUAACACUUGGCUUUCUAAUGCGAAUGAGAAUCAAACGAGACCUUGAAAUACGAUAUGGAGACCCAGAAUUGGUUCAUUUUCUGGAAAAAGUUACAUUCAUUGACCCCCGGUUUGGUCCCACUUGUGUAGACAAUCUAGAAAAUGUCCUACAGCAGAUUAAGGGAGAGGUACUUGCUGGAAAAGUGGCUAAAGAACCGUCAAUAUUUCAAAUUGGCUUUGAUGGUUCAACACUUUCUCCAUCAAGCAGCUGGUAUGAUCGAGAUAGCCCAGGACCAAGUCAUCCAAAAAAAGCCAAAUAUGGAGGAGGACUUGCAAAGGUAUUUGGAAAGCAGAGUGGAGAUGGAGACACAGACAAAAUGGUAACUACUUCAGUUUCACUGCAGGAGCAGCUUGAUCGAGAGCUGGAUUUUUAUUUCAAGGAACCAAAACUCUCCUUGGAAAGCUGUCCUCUUCAGUGGUGGAAAGCAACCCAGAAUUGCCUGCCGUUAUUGGCAAAACUAGCCAAGAAGUAUCUCUGUAUCUCUGCAACAAAUGUGGCGUCAGAAAGAGCAUUCAACAAUAAUUCAUCUGCAUUUGCUGAAUAUCGAAGCAUCGUGAAGCCGAAACAUAUGGACCAGCUGGUGUUCUUAGCUGAAAACCUUCCAUGAGCUUAAGGGCUUUGAAAAGAUCCCUUUUAAAGACUCAGUGCAGGAUUGUGCUGACUGAUUUUGGUAAUCAAGUGUUAAAAAGAUCAUUGAAAAAUGAAAUAUUGUAUCUGGGCCAGAAUGAAUUAAAGAUUAUACUCUGUUGGAUGGUGAACAUGGGGGUUAGCUAUUAGUUGUUAGGAAUGAGCUACUUUUUCCCUUUAAUUUGCAGAGGGUUGUUUUCCAAUGUAUAUGUUCUCCUUGAACCAAGUAACUGCAAUGUUCUUGUUGCUUAGCUUGCAGAUGUUGUUUGUCCUCUUGGCUUUCUACUUCUCCCUGCAAUCAGAUAUAAAGUCCCCUCCUUCUACAUUAUGCUUCUUCAAGAACAGUAGUGAGGGUUGGACAAAAUGCACUCAGCUGAGGCAACAAUUUAUCAGCAGAAAACACCUCUGUUAUGCAAACUCACAAAUUGCUGGUUUGGAGUUACAUACUGACUUGUUUAAGCCAUUGGGAUCCCUCCAAGCCAAAGCAUCAGCAUUUUUAUUCAGUUGACCAACUAAUACGUCGUUCUCUUGGAAGUGAUUUUAACAAAAAGUUGGAUUCUUUUUAUUCUGCUUUAUGUAUCUUUCUGUCAAUGACCUGCAUGCUAGCAUACCUGAUACAUGGUUGCGUGGAAGCUCCAUGUGUAUUUAUGGUAAUGAAUCAAUGAUGUGCUUCUUUUUGGUCAACUAAUGGGGGAAUGUACACUGAUAGUACUAAUGCCAUAUCAAGAAUAGGAAAUAAGGUAAAGGGAGAAGUAAUUAUUGAUUCAGCAUUCUGACUAUCCAAGUGGUCAAGUCCUCUGAAUGUUUUGGAACAUCUGUUUAAAAUUGUAUUCAUGCCUUGAGAGACUCUCUGAAUCUAAAUACAGAAGCUCCUGCUCUAAGUGGAAGAUGGUUACUGAAAUAUUUAAAUUUGUGUGACUGUCCACAAUAUUUUAAUGCAGGCUAUUUAUAUAUUACUACACGUUUUGUGUAUAACAUUUUUAGCCACAAAUAUUACUACCUAUAAUACUUUUUAAUGUCAACAUUUAACAUUUAUAAUGGAAUUCUUUAUGUAAAAAUUUAUGUAAGUACUUUAUAAUGGAAAAAAGUGUGUAAAGUUUCAGCAUCAUGAUAUGUUGAUAAAUCAUUUAAAUAAAACA
Messenger RNA from Pristis pectinata (smalltooth sawfish), 3489 nucleotides. RefSeq names its product testis-expressed protein 264 homolog. The coding region runs from base 363 to 2330 and encodes 655 amino acids. The transcript has 2 exons. The record is from RefSeq and is a predicted model, not a curated record. Gene Ontology annotation, biological process: protein-DNA covalent cross-linking repair; reticulophagy. Lineage: Eukaryota; Metazoa; Chordata; Chondrichthyes; Rhinopristiformes; Pristidae. Gene Ontology annotation, cellular component: endoplasmic reticulum membrane; nucleus; autophagosome membrane. Gene Ontology annotation, molecular function: protein dimerization activity; DNA binding.